GGGUUAAAGCGGCACUCAUUAAGGCAGGGUUUCUCCUGGACAUCCCCAGGCAGGAUCUUCAGCCUCCCCGGAGAAGGGUCUCUGUUCUCUUGCCUCGCUGGACCCCGCAGGGAGUCCUGGGGCCCCACACCUUGGGCUCUGAACUCUGGCUAGGCUUGGCUGCCCGUCCCUCCUUUGUCCCCACCCGCUGAGCGUCCAGGUGCUCCUGCCUGGUGACUCAGUGUCUGUCUCCCGGCUGACCUCAGCAUGAGCCUGGGGGCUGGGGGAGACGGCAGUUUCCUGUGAUACUGGGUGACUCAGGGGCCCCGGGACUGGGGCCUUAGAACGCCUUUGUUGGCCCAGGCUCAGGAAUCCAGAGAAACUGGUCGUGAGGGAGGCCCUGGGCGCUGAAGCCCCUCCCUCUGCCUCCGCCCCUCCUCUGCGCUGCUUUAACAGCAGCACCUGUGGCCUCCUGCCCUGGUUGCAGGUGCGUGCUGUGAGGAGCUGCGAGCGUUCGCGCUUGGUAACCGUGUGCCGGGCUCACCAGCACCUCCGACUUGGCUUCGUGUCCCUGAGGCUCACUAGAAGAGGCUUUCUCAGCCUCGGACUCCUAUUCUUUCCAGAGAGAGCUAACUUUUUGUGGUCUCCAACCUUGACCCCUGCAGAGACUGAGCGAUGGCGUCCAUGGGACUGCAGGUGCUGGGGAUCUCCUUGGCGGUCCUGGGCUGGCUGGGGGCCAUCCUGAGCUGCGCGCUCCCCAUGUGGCGGGUGACGGCGUUCAUCGGCAGCAACAUCGUCACGGCGCAGACCAGCUGGGAGGGCCUGUGGAUGAACUGCGUGGUGCAGAGCACCGGCCAGAUGCAGUGCAAGGUGUACGACUCGCUGCUGGCCCUGCCGCAGGACCUGCAGGCCGCGCGGGCCCUCAUGGUCAUCUGCGUCAUCGUGGCCGCCUUCGGGAUGCUCCUCUCCGUGGUGGGCGGCAAGUGCACCAACUGCUUGGAGGACGACACCGUCAAGGCCAAGGUCAUGAUCACAGCCGGCGCCGUGUUCAUCGUGGCAGCCUUGCUGGAGAUGGUGCCGGUGUCCUGGACGGCACACAACGUCAUCCGCGACUUCUACAACCCUCUAGUGGCCUCCGGGCAGAAGCGGGAGAUGGGGGCCUCGCUUUACAUCGGCUGGGCGGCCUCCGGGCUCCUGCUCCUGGGCGGAGGGCUGCUGUGCUGCAGCUGUCCCCCGCGAGGCAGCGACAAACCCUACUCCGCCAAGUACUCCGCCGCCCGCUCCGUCCCCGCCAGCAACUACGUGUGAGGUGGGCCGCUCCUGCCCUGCUAUGGGCCACCCACCGACUGCGGGGGACCGGGAGGCCCGGAUCGUGCCGAGUGACUGGCAGGUAGUCCCCGAGGAACCACCCGCCCCGACCUGGACACAUCCCCGAGGCUCCUUCCUCCGGCCAGAAUGGAGAAUCGCUCCUUGCUGCCUGCAUCCAAGCUGCUCCUGGCAGCGGGGCUGAAGGCGGGAGCGGCUGGGUACCGCCGCGGAGCCGCGGAGCCGCCGAGCUGCGUCCUGCUGGCCGGGAUAGCUCAGCCGUGGCUUUGCGCUGAGCGGACGUCCUGCUCCUGUUAGCAACUCUGCUGUCCCUUUCUGCCCUCCUCACGCUCUCCGCCCACAUCUGCUCUCCACGGUGCCUCACGUUCCCGAGCACCCCCGGUCCUACCUGGAGCUUUGGGAAGCUGCCCGGAACGGAAGGGGCCGCUGAGACCCCCAGUGAUUGACGCGGACUGGGGCCGUACCCACCCACCUACCCUCGGAAGCGGAAGCGAGGGCUGUGGAGUGGACGGACAGGUUUGAGGGGAGGGUGGGGGUGCGUUAAACUGGUUUGGGGAGGGCUGGGGCUGGGGACCUAGGAGCAGCCAGGUUGUCCCCACCCUUUUCAGUACCGUCUCGUUAAAUGCCCUGAUCUCUGUGCACCCCUCCCUCCUGAAGGACCCUGGGCCUCUUAAGCUGGCCCCUCUGAAUUCCCUACCCUUGUCAACUUCAGGGACACUGGCCAGUCUGCCAAAGGUACGGGGGGGGGGGGGCGAUGGCGUCGAAUCAGGGAGUCUCCUGGGCUCCCUACCUUCCCUGUGGUUUCUUGUUUUGUAAUUUAAGGUCUAUUCACAGCUGUAAUUAUUAUUAUUUUCUACAAUAAAUGGCACCUGUGUACAGGAA
Messenger RNA from Meriones unguiculatus (Mongolian gerbil), 2187 nucleotides. RefSeq names its product claudin 4 (gene Cldn4). Gene Ontology annotation, molecular function: structural molecule activity. Gene Ontology annotation, biological process: cell adhesion; bicellular tight junction assembly. The transcript has a single exon. The record is from RefSeq and is a predicted model, not a curated record. NCBI's taxonomy places the organism in Eukaryota, Metazoa, Chordata, Mammalia, Rodentia, Muridae. Gene Ontology annotation, cellular component: plasma membrane; bicellular tight junction. The coding region runs from base 655 to 1287 and encodes 210 amino acids.